This is a messenger RNA of Oryzias melastigma (Indian medaka), 7049 nucleotides long. It is a transcript of the gene tanc2a, whose product is annotated as tetratricopeptide repeat, ankyrin repeat and coiled-coil containing 2a. NCBI's taxonomy places the organism in Eukaryota, Metazoa, Chordata, Actinopteri, Beloniformes, Adrianichthyidae. Gene Ontology annotation, biological process: regulation of dendritic spine morphogenesis. The transcript has 27 exons. Gene Ontology annotation, molecular function: protein binding. The coding region runs from base 745 to 6363 and encodes 1872 amino acids. Gene Ontology annotation, cellular component: dendritic spine. The record is from RefSeq and is a predicted model, not a curated record.
GUGGAUACGGGGGUGUUUCUAACUUCCUGCUCACACAGGAAGCACAUCCUCUGCUGGGGUCACUCUGACCCGUGCUGGUGGUGGUUCUCUGUUAUCAGGUCUGUGUUGGACACAUUCUGGAUAAGUGGAUUCCUCUGAGCUCCUCUGGACGGCAGCAUUUCUGUGCGUCAGUCAUUCAUGCAUGUUUCUGUUGGAGAAACAAGGCUGGCUUGUCUGCGUGGACGUCCCUCUCCUCUCAGUGUGGCUCCUCCUGCAGACCUCCUCCCUGCAUGUGUGUGUGUCCUUUUUUUCCUCUUUUUUUCCCUGUUUGGCUCGGAGGGGGAGGUUGUGACUUGCAGUCCUCUCGGAGGGAGCAGGCAGAUUUGGAGCCUCUGCUCCGGGACUCUUUAAAGACUUGAAGCUUGACCAAAGUUUUGGACUGAAUGCAGCUCUGCUGUUGUCUGGGGGGUGGAGGAGCGUGGAGGAAUGCCUGCUGGAUCAGGUUUCCCAGCUUUACUGGCGUCUCUCCUCAACAAAGAGGCUGUGCUGAGCAUGUAGGAAAUGCUCCGUUCUGCAGACUUUUUUUCCGUCCCUUCACGCCUCCUCUUCGUCCUCCUCCUCUUCUCCUUCGUGCGCUCUGCUGAAGGAGGACCAACCGAGGAACAAAGUGAUGCCUGAAACUUCGACUCGGACCAGCACAACUGGAACUGAUUUUGUUUACUCUGCAUGGAAACACUCUGAGCCAAUCAGGACGUCCCGCCUGUCAUGGACUGCGCGGCGGGUGUGUUGAAAACGUGUGCCCCCCCCAGGAGUAGAGGGGGAGAGCGGCGGCCGCCCCCCAGCCGGCCGGCGUGGAUGCCGGCAGACGUCUGCGGCGCCGAUGGAGUCGCCCGGGCCGUGGUUCUGCUGCGGCGCUCACUGCUGGGCUUGUGCUGCUGUCGGGCCCACGACGGGGGCGCUCAGCUGUGCCGGGGCAGGGGGGGAGACCCGGUCCGACGAGGGGAGGAGGAUGAAGAGGCCCCGGAGGAGUUAGGACCGCCCCCUUCAGUGGACGAGGCAGCGGACGCCCUCAUGACCAGGCUGGGCUUCCUACUGGGGGAGAGAGUGGUCAGUGAAGAACCCGUCUCUCCACAUCAAACCCAAGAUGAGGCCCAGAGAAUUUCUCCCUCCUCCAGCCUGGCCAGCAGCAACACCUCCCCCUGCUCCACGCUGCAGCCUCCUGCUGGGGGGGAGGGAAGCUUUAGCAACAAGCCUCUCUCCUGCCACCACGCCUCUGUGGCCUCCCCCACCUCCACGCUGGAGAGCAGAGACAGUGGCAUCAUAGCCACCCUGACCAGUUAUUCUGCUGACUCGGCUGCAGAGCGGGAGGAUGGUUCAAAGUACGCCAGUGACGGUUACCAUGGCAGCAGCCUGAGGCAGCAAGGCAGCCGGCUGGUGGCGCCCUCCGUUUCCUCGUCGUGCGUGCUGGCGGGGGGCAGCGUAAGGGACUGUUUGAUGUACCAGGGGGACGACGGGCUGUCCGCCUCCACCUACAGCCUGAACAAGCUCCACCCGGACCGUGGACCCGGGUCCUCCAACUCCUCUGCCUCGUCCCACUCUGUCACUCUCAACCUGAUUCCUCGUCCAAACUCUGUGGCAGCCACUAGUUCAGCCCACCUUGAAGAUCUGGCGUAUCUGGAUCAGCAGCAGAGACACUUGCCGUCAAGGACGCCUCUCAGGCUGCCCAGACAGAAUUCUGGGAGUCACAGUCAGCAGGAUUCCAGAGUUCGCUUCACCCCCUCCCUCAACCUGAAGCCCCUCCACUUUGAAGUUCCCGGCCUCUCCUCUGAUUGGCUGUUCACCGGCAGAGAGUGGCUCUUUCAGGAAGUGGACAGCUGUCUUCGCAGCAGCGACCCUGUGAGCAGCAAAGGAGUGGUGAUCGUUGGAAACAUGGGCUUUGGAAAGUCUGCUAUCGUAGCCCGCCUGGUGGCGCUCAGUUGUCAUGGAAACCGCAUGUGGCCAAACAGUAGCAACCAGACAAUGCCAAGAAGCAUAGAGGCUGUUCCUCUUUCCCAUGAUUCCAUGGGAAAAGGCGGAGAAGAUGAAGGAGGGGGAGGAAGCUGCCCAGGAACUCCAGAGAUGAGGAGGAAGCAGGAGGAGGCUCUGAGGCGGCUUGCAGGACAGGUGGUGUCCUUUCACUUCUGUCAGGCGGACAACUGUCCCACAUGUCUGGUCCCUGAGUUUGUGCACAACAUGGCCGCCAUGAUGAUUGAGGCCCCUCAGCUGGCCGCGUACAGAGAGCUGCUCCACCGGUCGCCGCCGCUCCAGAGCUUGCUUAGCAUGCGCUCCUGUGUUCAGGAUCCCGGCGCCGCUCUGCAGAGAGGAAUUCUGGACCCUCUGGAGGCUCUUCACAGAGAGAGGAAGGUCCACGUGGAGGGGGCGGGGCUAAUUGUUCUGAUAGACAGCCUGAAUGAGGCAGAGUUUCACCGCCCCGACUAUGGAGACACUCUCAGUUCAUUCCUGACUCGCAGCAUCCAGAAGUUUCCUCCGUGGUUGAAGGUCAUCUGUACUGUCCGUACUGCUCAGCAGGACAUCACUUCCUCCCUGCGUUUUCACCGAAUCUCUUUAGACCUCAUCGAGGAGAACUGCGCCAUAGAUCGAGACCUGCAGUGUUACCUGAUGCAGCGCAUUCAUAGCAGCUCAGAAAUUCAGAACAACGUGUCGCUCGGCAACGGGCGCCUCGACAAUGCGGCGCUCUCCAAACUCAGCACCCACUUGAAGAGCCUAAGCAGAGGCUCGUACCUGUACCUGAAGCUGACUCUGGAUCUGAUAGAGAGAGGAUACCUGGUGCUGAAGAGCUCCAGCUUCAAGGUGGUUCCUGUGAGCCUGGCUGAGGUGUACCUGCUCCAGCUCAACAUGAGGUUUCCCACCCAGUCCUCUUUCCAGAGAGUUCUGCCUCUGCUGAACGUCACUGUGGCCUCCCUCCAUCCACUCAAUGAGCAACAGCUGUUUGAGGUGGUGAACGCCGGCUCCAUUGAAGGAGGCAGCAUGCAGUGGGCGGAGUUUGAGCAGCGCCUGGAACAGCUGUCCCUCUUCCUGCUGCGAUGCAGGGACGGCAGCCGCAUGUUGAACCACGCCUCUUUCCGGGAGUGGCUGAUGUGGAGGGAGGAGGGGCAGGAUGAGCGGUUCCUCUGUGACCCCAGGAGCGGCCACACGCUGCUGGCCUUCUGGCUCUGCAGGAUGGAGGGGAAGCUGAACCGGCAGCAGACGCUGGACCUGGGGCAUCACAUCCUGAAAGCUCACAUCUACAAGGGCUUGAGCAAAAAGCUUGGGGUUUCCUCCUCCAUACUUCAGGGGCUGUGGAUGUCAUACAGUACUGGCAAUCUGAGUCUGGUCCUAUCAUCGCUGCGCAACCUUUACACCCCUAACAUCAAGGUGAGCAGAUUGCUGAUCAUGGCUGGGGCUGAAGUGGAAUACCAGAGCGACGUUCUCAAUAAGGCCCCCCUGCUGUGUGUCCAUGCUCACCUGGGACACGCUGAUGCUGUUGCACUGCUGCUGGACCACGGAGCAAAGGUGAACGCUCGCUCACAGGACGGUCUAACCGCUCUGGGAUUUGCUGCAGCUGCUGGUCACCUGAGCAUCGUUACCAUGCUGAGCCAGCACGGAGCGAAGGUUGGACACGUGGACAACUCGGGUCGCUCCGUUCUGGUCCUGGCAGCCCAACAUGGUCACUUGGAGGUGUUGCGCUUCCUGUUGAAGCGUGCCGACUGGAGCUGCACCACCUGCUGCAGCCAGAGGGGCGUGAGCAGGAGCCAGGCGGUGCAGCAGGCUCUGAUCGCUGCUGCCAGCAUGGGUCACACCGAGAUGGUGUCGUACUUGUUGGAUCUUCCUGAAGAAGAUGAGGAGGAGGAGCAGAGACCUCAGAUUAAUGUCUAUGACAGUCUGUGGGGAGAGACAGCUCUGACGGUGGCGGCAGGACACGGUCGACUGUCCAUCUGCCGGCUGCUGCUGGAUCAGGGAGCCGCUCCGGAGCACUGCAACAGACAGGGAGUGGCUCCUCUGUCUGCCGCCACCAGGCGUGAUCACUGGCAGGUGGUGGAGCUCUUGCUGAACCACGGGGUGGAUGUGAACCGCGCCGACCAGCAGGGCAGGACCGCUUUAAUGACGGCAGCCUCAGAGGGACACACGACCAGCGGCCGGCUGCUGCUGGACCACGGAGCCUCUCUUGACCAGAUGGACAGGGAGGGCCUGACGGCGCUGAGCUGGGCGUGUCUGAAGGGUCAGCUGGUGCUGGUCAGAGAGCUGGUGGAGAGAGGAGCCGCCACCACCCACGCUGACCGCAGCGGCCGCACGCCACUGGAUCUGGCAGCUUUCUGCGGGGACCCAGAAGUGGUGCAGCUGCUGGUGGACCACGGCGCUUCUGUGGAGCACGUGGACUCCAGUGGGAUGCGUCCUCUGGACCGAGCAGUCGGCUGCAGGAACACCUCAGCUGUUAUCGCUCUUCUCAAAAAAGGAGCCAAAAUCGGACCAGCCACCUGGGCCAUGGCAACGUCAAAGCCCGACAUUUUGAUGGUUCUGCUGAGCAAAAUGAUCCAGGAAGGAGACAGCCUGUACAAGCAAGGCAAGGUGAGGGAGGCAGCCCGCUCCUACCAGUCAGCCCUGCAGAAGUUCCCAGGAGACGAGCUCAAGACCUUCAAGCAGCUGAGAGUGUGUGUUCUGCUCAACCUGUCCCGCUGCCGCCGCAAAAUGAACGACUUCAGCCUGGCUGAGGAGUUUGCCACCAAAGCUCUGGAGCUGAAGGCUAAAUCCUACGAAGCUUUUUAUGCCCGCGCCCGCGCCAAGAGGAGCCGCAGACAGUUCCACGCCGCCCUGGAGGACCUCGUCGAGGCUAGCCGCCUUUGUCCGACCAACCGGGAGAUCCAGCGGCUGCUGUCCAGGGUCAAAGAAGAGUGCCGGCAGGCUGCGCAGCUGCAUGACUGCCCUCCCCCACCCCAACAUGUCUAUGACGUGGCCCCGCCCACUGGCCAGGAUUCGAGGUCUGUGCAGGACACAGAGGGCCUCAGAGAGGAGGAGGACAACCCAAAUGAAGAAGAAGAGCCCGCUCUUCAUCCACAGAGUCUGGACACCCGCUGCCAUGCACGGGUACCGUCCCCCUCCCCCCUCUCCCCCUCUCACUUGCAGCUAUCCAGCCCCACCCACCCAGCGGGCCUGUCGCCGCCCUCUCACGCUGCACCUCGCCCCACUUCCCCGUUAUAUUCUCAUUUCAGCCCCCCUCAUUCCCCAGGCCACGUGACCCAACAGAACUACCUCUUGUCCUCACAGAGGUCCCUGCAGAACCCCGUGAACAACCAGAUCUCCCACCCAGGACCGCCUGCCCCCUCAGCCCAGCCCGGUAUGGUGUUUCGUCAUUCUGCCUACCCUCAGUACACCCAUCUGCUCCAGGAGCUGGCAGACCUGGGGAAGGGCUUCAGUGCAGAAGGCCACGCCUCCUCCGCGUUGGAGGACGUGAACGCUGACGCAGCUCGGCAAGUGAGAAGUGCUCCCGUCUACGGCAGGGGGGCAGAGUCAGAGAGGGUGGGGGUGAAUCGCUUUGACCCAUCCCGGCAGUUCAACCGCAACCAGUCCAAGGCCGCCUACUACCCAAUGGAGGUGACAGAAACAGCAAAGGGCCCGGCUGACGGCUGGCAGGCAUCGCACGAUUACCAGUACCACCACCAGGGGGCGGUCCGCCGGCCUUUCAGCACACACUCCUCCACUGCCCCUCCACCCAGGCCCCUCAUGCACCCUCAGGGCUCUGCUGUCCAGUUCUCCUCCAGCAGUUGUAGCCUUGCAGGCAGGCCCCCACCCGGACAAGCCCCUGGCUUCAGAACGUCCUCCUCUGCGCAGCACAUCGACCCCCCCUCGGACUAUGUGGGAGCGGUCGGCAGUUACCAUGACGACUUUUUCCAGAUGUCCCCCCCUCAGUCGGAGAUGUGUGUGGUCGGGGGCGGGACGUAUCCCGGCGAGGCGGGACGGGCUGCCAGGAGCACCCCCUCCAUGGGUUUGACUGACAGGACUUUCAGAGUGCAGCAGCAGCAAGUCACAUCCAGCUCAGCGUCCUGCCUCAGCCCAUCGCGCUCCUGGGCCGUGUCCUGCGUGGACACCAUCGUCUCCUCACCCAGCAAGAACCCGGCCAGCUUGGCCGCCCCCUCAUCCAUCGCCUACUAUAACCGCAGCAACAACAACGGCCACCUCCUCCUCCAUAGCCAGGCCGACUCCUGCGAGGCGGGUUUGGCGAAGGCCCGGCAGGCUGUGAGGCUGGCUGGAGCACUGCCAGCCGUCUGCGCAGGCAGACCCGCAGACAGGCGGGGGGGCCCCACCUCGCCUGUCAAACCCAAGCGCCCCUUUGUGGAGUCAAAUGUGUAGAGAGCAAUGACAGAACUGAGUUGGAUCAGCACAGUAGUUUCAGGAUAGAGGAGUUUGUACUAAAACAAGACCUUGAAGCACAAAGAAGGAGAAGACAAUUCCUGCUGAUCACUGACUUUAACCAGAAGUGAAGGAUCCUCCAUUACAGUCUGCAAAGGUUUAUUAAAGGCUGUAGGGGGCCGGAACAAAGAAGCAGAAAUCCACAUCUGCCAUAUUUAUCUUUGAAAGCCUAAGAACAUGAUUUCAUCCUGGGAUCACGUCUGUCCUGUCUUUUUUAACCUCGACUUAAUUCAAGCAAAGCACACCGAAGCAUGACCAAACACUAAAACAUGACAUGCACAGGCUUCAAUUUGUCUUCUUUUAAUACUGCAAAAUAUCUACCAUUCAUCCAUUUCAUACUCGCCUGCAUCAGGAAUUUGUCCAGUUUUGUAACCAAAAUAUGCAAAAAUAAUCAAAAUUUCAUACAUAUUUUCUAUGACUGGUCAUUCUGACUCAGUCGCCUGUAAAUUGGUGUAGUGAAUCGAUGUGACUGGAAUUUAGACCACUAUUUUUGGAAGGAUUCCGAGACAGUGCAGUCAAACCGGACUGAUCCAGAACCAUCUGAGCCACUCGCAGACGGACAGACAGAUCCACCUCUUCUCUGUAGAAAUAUUUGCCUGAUGGUAGGAAAGAACUAAAAAAAAAAA